This is a messenger RNA of Anopheles cruzii, 2676 nucleotides long. It is a transcript of the gene Sox15, whose product is annotated as putative transcription factor SOX-15. The record is from RefSeq and is a predicted model, not a curated record. Bases 1 to 2676 code for a protein of 891 amino acids. Lineage: Eukaryota; Metazoa; Arthropoda; Insecta; Diptera; Culicidae. Gene Ontology annotation, biological process: cell differentiation; anatomical structure morphogenesis; regulation of DNA-templated transcription. Gene Ontology annotation, molecular function: DNA-binding transcription factor activity, RNA polymerase II-specific; RNA polymerase II cis-regulatory region sequence-specific DNA binding. The transcript has 3 exons.
AUGGAAUCGGACGGAGAACGCGACACCGGCUACAGUCAUUAUAAUUCUCCUCAGCACCAGGCGCAACAGAGCUACCACCGGAACUACGAUGACUAUGUACACCCGAUGCAGCAGCAGCAACAGCAGCAACAGCAGCAACAACAGCACAACAACCAGGCCGCUGGGUCUCCACUCUCGAGCCUCGGUGGCGGUGGCGCCGGGGGAAGUAUGUUGGCCCCCCAGAGCCCGGGCAUGAUGGGCGGUAGUAACGGCAUGAUGCCCUCGCCACUCAUGCAGUCCCAUUCGCCGCUCCUCUCCUCGGGUGGCGCUCUGAUGCAGUCCCAGUCGCCGCUGCUGUCCAGCUCGCCGCUCAUGAGCCAGUACAGUCCGUAUCACCACCAGGACGUACCGAUGCCCACCAUCCUGCCGCAGGACACCGAACCGGGUGGUGGCGGCGGAGGUGGCGGAGGUGGUGGCUGGGGUGGGUACGCUUUGGCCGGCCCGUACCAGAGUGAGUUCUGCGCCUCGAACUACGGAGUGUUGCACCAGCGGCACCAGGGCUACGGAGGGGGGCCGCACGGUCACGGGCCCGGCAAGCUCGGUGGACCGCAUGGGACGCUGAAGAGUGCGAAGGAAGCGCGCAUCCGGCGGCCCAUGAACGCGUUCAUGGUGUGGGCGAAGGUCGAGCGGAAGAAGCUGGCCGACGAAAAUCCGGAUCUGCACAACGCGGACCUCAGCAAGAUGCUCGGCAAAAAGUGGCGUUCGUUGACGCCCCAGGACCGCCGGCCGUACGUGGAGGAAGCGGAGCGGUUGCGAGUGAUCCACAUGACGGAGCACCCGAACUACAAGUACCGUCCGCGGCGCAGGAAGCACGCCAAGGCUCGGGCCGGUGCCGUUGCUGGCCCGGUCGGCGUUUCGGGUUCGGCAGCGGCCGCCGCCGCCGGACCGCAGGGUGGCCAGGCGGUGACCAUCGUCAGCACUUCGUCACCGAGUGAGCUAAACUUCGGCGACGGCGACUCGUCCCAUCGCAUGAGUCCGUACACGUACAACCCGCACUACUACGCCGGCAGUCAGAACGCCGCACUCAACACGCCGGACUCGAGCCCGACGCAGAGUCCGGAACCGAUCCUGGUGCCACCGACCGUCGGCAACCGGAAGCUGGCGGUGGCUGCCAGUUCGAACGGUGGUGGGUCCAGCGGUGGCUCGGAUGUGGGCCAGAAGCUGGACGACGUUUCGUCCGCGCUGCCAACGCCGGAGAUGAGCCCGCUGGAGCUGGAGAAGGAACCGUUCGUGGCGGGCCUUCACUCGGCCCACGCCGGCAGCUACGACGAUCUGAAGAGCAAGCAGAAGCUGACGUACGAGGUGGUGUACGGUGGUGGUGCCGGGGUCAAGAGUGAGCAGAAACUUCCGGCCACUUUCGGCUACGAUCACGAGUCGCACCAUCAUCAGCAACAUCAUCAGCAACAGCAGCAUCAACAUCAACAUCAGCAGCAACAGGAUAGUUUGAAGCGAGAUUAUUCGGCGGCCGGAUUCGGGAUGAUGAACAACGACAAGCGAUACUCGUACGAGGGGACCUCCCUCGUAAACGGUAGUGGCCUGGGGCACGAGAAGCGCAACUAUCUGUGCACCAGCUCGGGCGCCACCACGACCACGGCCAUGGUGAACGGGAUGUACGUGAUGUGCACGAACCGGAGCAUCCUGGACCAGGGUCACAUCGUAACCGGGACGUAUUUCCCGCCGUUGGCCACGUCCGAGGACCACCAGACACUCGGGACCACGACCAUGACCACGAGUGCCCAUCUCAGUACAAACAAUCAGCCGCAACAAUCGAACCCUGCCGGCAACGGUGCCACUUCCACCGGUGGCCAGAGUAAGGCGGCCAACGGUGGUGGGUUGCUGGUGUCGACCAGCUCCGCCCAGAUGUCGCACCUUGAAUCGGCGCAGCAUCUCCAGCAGCAGCAGCAACAGCAACAGCAACAGCAGUUGGCCAACGAGCAGAUCAAUAGCUACUACGGUACGGCCUCGAUCGCGAACGGAACGCUACCGACGUACUCGUACGCCUACAAGGACUACGGCAUCAUGUACGAGACGCACGCGGCCCUUCCCACCGAGCAGGAGCAGCCGGUGGACACGCGGGAACUCGACAAGUACCUCAAGUACCCGGACAGCAACCAGAACUUUAACAGCUACAGCGACAGUGCCACCUACCAGCACCACGUAGCGGGCACCAACGCCGGUUCCGGGGGGUCCUCCCUAUACGGGCUGCCAGGGCAGGGCACCGCCGAGUACCACCAGCACCACCACCACUACGGGUACCAGCACCAACACUCGCCGGGUGGACUUUUGGCUCAGCAGUCGCCUCAGCAUCAGCCAUCCGGUCACCAACACCAGCACCAGGGCCAACAGCAGCAGCAGCAACAGCAACAGCAGCAGCAGCAGACGUUGGCCAAGUCGCACACCGACACGGGAAUGCUGCCGACGACACCGGUGGCCCUCUAUGCGCUCCCCUUGCAGCACUCGCAUCUGGCGGCCGGAGCCGGAGGCGCAGUGGUCCAGCACGUCGGCGGUGGUGGCCAUGCUUCGCUCGGUCCCAAUCAUGCUGCCCUCGGGGACAUUUACGUGACGCAGGAGCAGCUCAAGGAUGACGAGUUCAGCAACAUCCUGGCCGGGGUCCGCAAGACCUGCUACAGCAACUGA